Gigantopelta aegis is the source of this 2053-nucleotide messenger RNA. RefSeq lists its product as uncharacterized. The coding region runs from base 207 to 1316 and encodes 369 amino acids. The transcript has 5 exons. NCBI's taxonomy places the organism in Eukaryota, Metazoa, Mollusca, Gastropoda, Neomphalida, Peltospiridae. The record is from RefSeq and is a predicted model, not a curated record.
UUUCCGUUGAUAGACAAUCCAACACCCGUUUCAUGUCUACCAGUGUACGUACAGAGAUAGCGAGUGACGAGCCGGGACAAAACGUCGAAGAUUUACCGAUAGGUUGAUACGAGGAUUACAAACCUGUCAACAGCGUUCACCGCUGACACCAACAGAGAGCGUUAGUGAAGCCAGGCCACUCGAGAAAAGAAGCGACUCUCGCGGCUAUGUUUCGGCAGUUUGUAGCAGCACACUCUAAAGACGACGAAGACGAGAUUCCUAUUCAACGAGAUGCGUCCAGACCAUUCUUCACUCGCAAUAAAGGCGAGAUGGGCAUCUACAUUGACACGACUGACGCAGUUCCCCUGAAGCCUAAAGAAUUCAGCCUGGAACACUUCUACAUGAUGACACUGAAGGACAAACUCCAGGAAUACCUCUACGACACAGACAUGGUCAAGCUGAAGGGGGCUCUGGAGAAACGAAACGUUUUCAACGGAGUUAUUCUGGAAGAGUUCAGAAAAGGUCUUAUUCUAGUUGUGACUUUUGAUGACAUAGAUGCUAUUAAUAGUCUGUGGGAAUUGCACGUUAACAACAAGCUGUCUCCAAUGUUCCAAGACAUUCUCAUAGAUGGCGCUCUUCUCAAGGCCAUGGAAGCAAAGCGCGUGACAAUUCGCGCCAAACUGUGGGAAGACGAGUACAACGAUUCCAAGAUGGAGCUGUUGGAGAGAGGCAUGGAUCGAAUAUCACUCGACAAAUUUCCUAACGACAUCUCCCAUCUGAAGAGAAUUAAGAACUACCAGAGAAUUCUGAACGAGGACAUCCUCAGUCUGAGAGAUGCUGAGAACGACUUCGAGCAAAACCUCGGCGACUUCGUGUCGCUCGUCAAGAAACUACUGCCGGAAAACAAGACAGAACUAAAAACGCUGAAGGAAUUCAACACGUGCGUCAAGAUCGCCAAGGGAACCAGUCGUACCUUAGUCGGGUUUCAGGUGAUCGACCUCUUUACGAACACCGUGGAAGAGUUACGACGAUUCUUCGCCAAUAUGGAAGAAAACAUAUGUUACCCGCUAUCGCUGGUUCACAGGUUGUGUGAGUCGAAGAGUCAGAGGGAGAUGAAGACGUCGAUCAUGGAGACGGUACGAGACAUGAAACAGACGCUGAGCGCGGACAGCAGUCUACACCAGGUCAAGUAUCCCGAGUGGGAGGGCAAGAUUCUACAGAGAGAAAAGAAACUCUUCUUUGGACUAAUCAGUUUAAUUCCAUUGUCAAUCGAACGAAUAACUGACGUAGACCAUACUAUGGACGAAUACAUUACAUGCUUUCCUCAAAAAAUAUAAAUUUGCAGCAGGAUUUGUUUUGGUAGAGUUUUGGAAGUCGUCGUAAAGGACACCGAAUGGUUACGAACAUUGACGCAUAUGCCCGACAAACGUACCACUCGGGAAUUUCAAAGAAAAAAUUCCAACAGUUAAUGUCUCUAUACAUUCAAAAUUGUUUCUUAGUAAUCAUUCAUUUCACAAUAAAUCCCCAUUUUUAACAGGUGUACUUUGAUGGAUCGAGAGCAGUUUAUUGUGUAAGUGUUAACUCCUGUCCCAGUCCCGAGUGCACAGCUCAUUUGAGAGAUGAAACAUAUAUCGACUGAUUUCUUAUGAAGACUAACAAUUAGCAACUAACAGAUCGAAUAGCUUGUGCGUGUGCCUAUAAUAACGUUGAAUUUUUUUUUGAAUAAAUAAAUAAAUGACUACUUUAAGAUUCGAUGCAACAAGACUAAUACGUGCUGGGUUCACAUCCCAGUACCGGCUUCCAGGCAGAACGGGGAGAUGUCAUGCUACUAUCCAUAAGGCAACUCCCCCAUGUGCUGGAGCAAAUCCUCAAAUUCGGGCAAAAACGAUAGAGAUAAUCGGUCAAAAUGUGCUAAUCUGAUGCCUUCUUACCAUGUAUUUCCAUCAUUCUACCCGCAUAAUUAUGUAAAUCAUGUAAAUAUGCGCAGUAAUUCGUUUGUAACCCUAUAUUGCUAUUUGACAACAAUGCUAAUAUGAAUAAAUGUUAUCCAGAUUUGGUCAUUUUUGUUUAAUUC